This is a messenger RNA of Limulus polyphemus (Atlantic horseshoe crab), 3258 nucleotides long. Its product is annotated as AP-1 complex subunit sigma-2-like. The transcript is spliced from 6 exons. Bases 557 to 1030 code for a protein of 157 amino acids. The record is from RefSeq and is a predicted model, not a curated record. Gene Ontology annotation, cellular component: membrane coat; intracellular membrane-bounded organelle; AP-1 adaptor complex. Lineage: Eukaryota; Metazoa; Arthropoda; Merostomata; Xiphosura; Limulidae. Gene Ontology annotation, molecular function: clathrin-cargo adaptor activity. Gene Ontology annotation, biological process: vesicle-mediated transport; intracellular protein transport.
GGUGCUCAGUUGUUUUGGUUGUUAUUCUUUUGGCGCACAACUACGCAUUGGACUGUUUGCAUUCUGUCUAUCCAGAAGAAUUGACCGUCUAAUAAUGUAAUUAAAUCCGCAAGCUUACCGCUGACCCAGUGGGACGCGAGCCUAAGAGAUCCAAACGACCAAAUAUACGAGACCAACUUUACUCGUUUUUAAAAUCUUAUAAAAUUAUAUUGAAUAUUUCAUAAUAUACAAAAAAGCAACUUAGGUUUUCUUGUAAUACUUCCACGACACUGACAUUGUUAAGAUAAUUAGUUAAAGCAGGCCUUUAAUUUCUAUUGAAAAAUUCAUUGUAUAGCUACAAAAUUUCCUAAUGUACCAUUUUAAAAAAAGCAAAACAAACUCAUAUUAUUGAAAACAAUAUCUUUCUGCGGCAUUUUCCUCCAUGUUCGUUGGCUGUUUCCAAACCACUGCAUUGGUUGCGUUAUUAAGCCAAGACAACACCUCCAUGUUGGAAUUUUGAUAAUAUAAAGAUUCUGACUGUACAUUUGUGGAACAGAAAGUGGUCAAGAAACCAAAUAUGUUGCAGUUUAUGCUGUUAUUUAGUCGACAAGGAAAGUUGCGCCUUCAGAAAUGGUAUGUAGCACACCCUGAUAAGCAGAAAAAGAAGAUUACCAGAGAGUUACUAGCUAUAUUGUUGGCAAGAAAACCAAAAAUGUGUUCUUUCUUGGAAUGGAAGGACUUAAAGAUUGUCUAUAAGAGGUAUGCAAGUUUGUACUUCUGUUGUGCCAUAGAUCAAAAUGAUAAUGAACUUCUAACUUUGGAAAUUAUUCAUCGUUAUGUUGAAUUGUUGGAUAAAUAUUUUGGAAGUGUUUGUGAAUUGGAUAUCAUUUUCAACUUUGAAAAAGCCUAUUUUAUUCUGGAUGAGCUGCUUCUAGGAGGUGAAAUACAAGAAACUAGUAAAAAGAAUGUUUUGAAAGCAAUUGCUGCCCAGGAUCUCUUACAAGAGGAUGAUGCAGUUGAAAUAGCACUGAAAGAACUGGGACUUGUGUGACAGAGCAACUUUCUUCAAGAACCAUUAAGAGCGGCUGAACUGGUUUCUUUGCACAACUCCUAUAUUAUAGCAUGGUUAGAUAUGUCUAUAACUAGAAAAUGAAACCAAGAAUAUCUUAGCAAUAUUUCAGCAAAAAUCAUUUGAACUUUGUGCCUACCUGGGGUCAGUGUAAAAUCAUAUCCCAGCUAUUUCUUAUUUAUUUAAUUAUUAUUAAGUGCCAAAAGUUAAGUGUUCGAAUAUUUAUUGUUGCACAGUUUUUAUCACAGUUUCAAAUCUUUUUAUUUACUCACUGUUAUUGAACAAAAAAAGGUGAACUUUUAUCAGUUUACUCUGUAUUUUUUGUGUGUAUUAAAAUAAGAAGUUGAUAAUGUAGUAAUUUUCUUGAAAGUUAUUUUAGUCUUGCAUCUGAAAAUUUGAUAAACCAACACUUAAGGAUUUUAUUUACAAAUCACUCUUGCAACUUUAAGUCCAAACACCAAUGUUACACCCUUUAUUUAUACUUCAGAAAGCCUCCUCAAUUAUUUUGUUUACAUAAAAUGUCUAUAACGCAGUAAGAAAGGAAGAUACUAUAAGCAAUAAGGGAAUGCCUGCUAUAUAAUAUCUAGAAGGUUGCAAAAAUCUCACUUCUUUUCUCCAAGUGAAUGGUUUUUGUUUUUCUUUCAGAUGUUAAACAACUUUAAAUCAUCAUUAAAAGUAAAGAACUAUCACACUGACACCAUUGUCUAAUUAUGAACAACACAACCACAAAAGUGAUGAAUAACAACACAUUUAUCAUAUUCACCAAACUGUUCUACGAGUACCACACAAAUCCAGCUGAGAAUUGCCUGUAAAUCAAUUAGUUAGAUGAACAUUUUUUCCAUGUGAAUGACUUCAUUCUUAGUCCACUUUGUUCAUGAAUCAUUUAUUCAUAUACAUGUGGUAGCUGCAAUACUACCUACAUUGGCAAAACUAAAUGCCAUUUAACUGUAUGCAUCCAUGAGCACAUGGAAAUUUCUGUAGAACUGGUCACCCUUUAUCAUCUCCCUGCACCUCUUAUAUUCAAACAUACAGUCAAACUAAUGGACACAAAAUCUCUUUAACUGACUUUAAAAUUUUAGUUAUGAGCCAUAUAGACUUUAAAUUUUACUAGUUCAUUUAGUGUGGGUCUAUUUUAUUUCCAAGUUUCACUCACUGGCUUUUAUUAUCCCCUUCUACUUACAGUUGUUUACUGUAGUACAUAAGCUUUUGUUCAACAUUCAAAUGAUUGUAAUUAAUUUUUGUGUUUAUUGUAGUAAUUUUCUGAAGGUGGAAUGUGCAUAUUCCAAAAUGCCCAAUAAUUAUGUUGUUUUUAUCACUUUUAUGUUUCCCAACUGGUGACUCAGCAGUACAUAGGAGUGCUUAUACUGCUAAAAUUUGGGUUUCAAUAUCUACAAUGGGCAGAGCGAAGAUAGUCCAUUGUUUAGUUUUGUGUUUAACAACACACAAACUUCUCUGGCUGUAUUGUUCAUUACUAGACUAAGUUUUCCACAUCAUGAAUUUAUUGGCAUCAUUGUUUUUUGUCUACAGAUUGUAUAAAUAUUUGCUAUUACCAAAUAUUAAAUAUGUUUCAUCCAAUUUCAAGUGUACAAUGUCUUUGUUAAUUGAAUGUUGUGAUUGACAUGUCAUAUUCCAUUUUCAAUACAAAAUGUAUUCACUUUGAAAAUAUAUAUAAUAACAGUUGUAUUGGAGAAGUUGUUAUUAAUGUAUUAACGGUGAGUAAUUUCCAGUCAGUUUCAUUAUUAUAUGUACAUAGGUUGUAUGGACUUGCCUACUUCAGGUGUUAGAUCUGAAACAAACCAUCUGAUAUACAUACAUACAUACAUAAACCUAGUAUUUGCUUUUGAAAAGAAUAACACAAGACUUAAAUAUUCACAUGUUGUUUUAAUAAAUGUGAAGAAGUUAUUUCAUUAAAUUGUUUUGAAAAUUCAUUUUUUGUUGUAAACCUUCUGUGAUAAAAGAAGUGAUCUAACUACUAAAGCAGAAAAAUUCUCCCUUUUUCUCAUAAUUUAUGGUGAACACACAUUUAAAGAGACAGAAACUUAACAGUAACAAAAAAACUGAUACAUGAGAAUACAGAAAUGAUGGGUACUUGAUAUAAACUUCUGUUAAAGUUUAAUCUUCCUAUAACUCACAAAUGCCAUUCAAUUUCAUAUAUUUUUGCAACCCUGUAUUAUGGUGAAUCAUAAUGUCAUAAAUUCUGUCUAUUCCCU